AGCCAUCCCAACACAAGCCGGCCCAGCGAAAGCGUGUGGGCUAUUUAUAAUGAUUUCCCCUGAGGCCUGACAUGCCAUUGAAUUUACAUCCGUUGGGCCGCACGGGGAGCCUCGCGCAGCAAUGCGUGUGGUAAGCAUCCAUGUGUUUAUUGUUGUAUUGCGGGCUUGGGUGGCGCAAGUGCAAGCGAACUAUCUUUACACGCAUGAUUCCCAGGUCAGGCUUCGCAGUUCUAAGUACACUGCACACGACGCUUACUUCAUCGAGACUACAGCGAGUGAUUGCGUCCUCCCUGCCGAAGCAAUCAUCACCCCUGAGCAGUGUGACGAAGCUGCGGAGGUUCUGGGGCUCGUCUUGGGGUACCGGGGCAAUUGGAAUUUAGGGGGCCACUGCGCCAAAUGGGCUGUUCUGAACAUGGAUACGUGGUACUACCAUUACGCAUCAGGUCGACCAGGCGCCCAACCAAUAUGCAAAGUGCCUGCGUUUUCGCUUGGUCAUGAGAGGUACUGCAGCACAGCGAGGAGCACUGCUGCGCCGAAGUGUCCCCCCUUCCAUGCAGAGAUCACAGAUCCAUCAGACUGUGACAGUGCAGCGAGCGAGCUCGGACUCACCUUGCACCCCUCGGACGGAAACGUGAAUUAUGGUGGAACUUGCAGCCAAUGGCAUAAUGGAAAUGGCCAAGAGAAUUGGUACUUCUACUACGCGAGCAAUCAAUGCGGCGCCUACCCAAUAUGCCAGUUGCAACAAUUCGUUCUGAGCGAUCCGUGCCCUCCUGGAUUUGAAUCGAUUACUGUUGCGGCAGUUUGCGACAUAGCUGGAGCUGCGCUCGGACUCAGCCCAGGCUUUGUUACUCAAUACGGCUUCGGUGGCAAGUGUGCGAAAUACGAAUUGGGAGGGCAAUCCAAUGUGUAUUACCAUUGGGCAAGCAACCAACCUGGUGCCACAUCAAUCUGCUCCGCUGUGACAUCGAAUCCCGUGAUAGUGCCGACGCCCAGCCCAACAUCGUCUUCAACGGCUCCUUCGUGCACACAGCUCGCCACUGGAGGCCGCUCCAAUGACUGGAGCACGAUCUGCCAAAGUGUGCCGACCACCGCAGGCCACGUCCAACUCAACAUGGGGGAUGUGGUUGACUACUUCAGACCUGUGGCGGGGGCGACCUUUUGUGAUAUGUUGACAAGCUCUAACCAGCACGAGUGGAGCAAUAACCUGACUACGUGGUACACUCCUGGUUAUUAUCCAGCACACUUUGGCGGGUCUGCUUUGAAUUGGCCGCUUGAUAACGUGGCGGGGGAUGAACGAAGAUUCUUGUCAUUCUGGGAUGACGGCGGGGGCGGCGUCGGUGGUUGUUGCCACAACAGCUACUCGGACACCUCCUAUCCAGGCCGGCCGUUUACAAUGUAUUGGUGCCAGCCAGGAGCAAAUUUGGUACCCACCCCGUUACCGACCAGCUCGGGCGAUAUUACUGCCACUGGCGAUCCACAUCUGAAAAAUGUGUUCGGCGAGCGGUUUGAUUUGAUGAUGCCGGGCAGGCACGUUCUGAUAAACAUCCCUCGUGGGGAGCCCGCCGAAAAGACACAGCUUCACGUGGAGGCCGAUGCGAGCCGAUUGGGUGGGCAAUGCGAAGAUCUGUAUUUCCAAGAACUGAAUAUCACAGGGUCUUUGGCAGAGGAGAUGCAAUCAGGAGGGUACCGUUUCCGAUCUCGAGAUGACAGCGAGACUCCGGAAUGGCUAAGUUUCGGCAAGAUUCAGUUGAAAGUCGUUCAUGGGCGUACGGAUCACGGCAUCGAGUAUUUGAAUUUCUACGUCAAGCAUUUGAAGCGGGCUGGGGUUCCUGUUGGAGGCUUGCUAGGAGAAGAUGACCAUUCACAUGUCGAACAACCUCCAGAGGAAUGCAUCCAGCAUGUCACCUUGUGAUCUGUCGUAUUAGCGGCGAGCUUACAUUUACGGAAUUCGACGUCCAUGCCACCUCUUCGUGCUGAGCGCUUCCGGCGGGCAUCUUCCUCGUCUUGCUCUAUGUCAUGUCGUUCUCGGCUGGGAACGGAAACUGCCUCGCCCGCCCGCCCGCUCCCACCGCCCGCCCGUCCCCGUGCGAUCUCGACUUGGUGCGUCGGCUUGCCCAGGCAUUCACUGCACUCCAGAACUCGAUCUGCCCGUUCGCAACCGAGCUCUCUGACCCAACUGGGCGUAGAAGCUGAAUCUGCCGACUCCCGCCAGGGCUUCGAAGCUGCCAGCUCCGAAGAGAUCGUACAACUCACGCUCGUUCGUCUGCAGCCCUCUCCCCGCCCGCCGCGAGGCUUGCCAGCGCUCCAGACCCACCGAAUUUGAAGAGGAAUGCUUCUCGAGACUUUCAGCCUGUCCGCCUCGGCGCCUUUUGAGCCUUCCUGACCUUCAGUUGGCACCCCGCGCCAGGCGAUUGCACGCGGACGGACGCCGCCGCAUGCACCGUGUUUGUUCUGGAA
This is a messenger RNA of Prorocentrum cordatum, 2457 nucleotides long. The record is from the annotation of a GenBank genome assembly. NCBI's taxonomy places the organism in Eukaryota, Dinophyceae, Prorocentrales, Prorocentraceae.